GCUUAGGCGAGUGUGGUGGACGGGGAGCCGAGCUACCUCGAAUAAAGGCUCUUUUGCUUUUGCAUUGGACUUGGCCCUCUGAUGGUCUUUUGGGGAUCCUGAAAUCUGGGCUUAACACACACUGCUGAAAAGGAAGGUUUCAGUUUCAAAUUGCUUUCAGUUUCAAAUUGCACGCCAAGGCUAGGAGAGAAAAGCCAUGGCCGACAAAGUCCUGAAGGAGAUAAUUUCAAUCCUAUCACUGACCGAGGACAUAAAAAAUGAGUUGUUGGAUGACCUAUUGGAGAAAAGAGUGCUUUACCAGGAGGUGAUGGAGAAAGUAAUAAAUGAAAAUGCCACAGUUAUGGAUAAGGCCCGAGCUUUGAUUGACCCAGUCAUUUGGAUAUGGGCCCAGAAAAGCAAAGAAUAUGUGGAUCACAUCUGGGAAAUCUCCUCCCACCUUGUCGAGAAGUUGGUGCUGCCCUCAGGUAAUGUCUACAACUCAGACUAAAGUCCAAUCAGGCCCUGUGCCA
Molecule: messenger RNA, 509 nt
Organism: Myotis brandtii (Brandt's bat)
Lineage: Eukaryota; Metazoa; Chordata; Mammalia; Chiroptera; Vespertilionidae
Product: caspase-1-like
Exons: 2
Coding region: 197-487 (96 amino acids)
Biological process (GO): proteolysis; regulation of apoptotic process
Cellular component (GO): protein-containing complex
Molecular function (GO): cysteine-type endopeptidase activity; caspase binding
Source: RefSeq, a predicted model, not a curated record